Microthlaspi erraticum is the source of this 1098-nucleotide messenger RNA. Lineage: Eukaryota; Viridiplantae; Streptophyta; Magnoliopsida; Brassicales; Brassicaceae. The record is from the annotation of a GenBank genome assembly.
AUGGAGUUUUUCCUAGAGAUGCUUCGCACGGCGGCUGUUGCCUUUUUGUUUUCAUUCCUUGUAGCGAAGCUCGUAUCUGUGGUUACGGCGGAGAACAGAGGAAACGAUCCGAGUUCCGAUCAGGCUGAGAACCCCGAGAUCGGUGUCGGUGAUGCGGAAGAGCUUCGUUUUGGUAUGAAACUGGAUGCUCCAGUGAUCGGUAGCGUGAGGAGUUUCCAAGUUGUUGAUGAGAAUGUGGAAGCUGUGGAUCGGUUCGGAAGCGAAGCUGAUCGAGUUGUUGAACUCCAGGAAGCGGCUAAAGGCGAAGAAUCGGCGGUUCCAACUGCGGAAGCUGAAUCCUCGCCGGAAAAUAUUAUAGUUGGUGGAGAGGACGAACGGAGAGACUCAGGGGAAGAUGUCAGUGGAGAUCAACGCGAAGAGUUGAUUGUUUUAACCACGAGAGCUGAGUCCAGUGCUUCUAUUUCGCCGGAAAACGUGGUAGCAGAGGAGAUUAUGAUUCGAGGAGCAGAAGGAACAAGUCCAAGUGUUGAAAACGAUAAUAUUGGAGAUGUCGUAGUUGCUGAAUCUGAGGAGGUUCAAGUUGAAGAGACUAAUACGGUGGAAGAGAGUGAAAGUAAGAUGGAGUUGGAUAAUGAAGAAGAGAAAGAUGAGGUGAGUAUUGAAGAAGAUGAUGAUUGGGAGGGAAUCGAGAGGAGUGAACUUGAGAGAGCCUUUGCGGCUGCUGUAAAUUUCUUGGAAGAGUCAGGGAAAGCGGAAGAAGUUGGUGGUGAGGCUAAGAUGGAGUUGUACGGCCUGCACAAGAUCGCCACUGAAGGGUCAUGCCGAGAGGCACAACCGAUGGCCCUCAUGGUCUCUGCUCGUGCAAAAUGGAAUGCUUGGCAAAAACUUGGAAACAUGAGUCAAGAGGAGGCAAUGGAGAAGUAUCUUGCACUUCUUUCAAAGGAGAUCCCUGCUUUCAUCAAUACUAGUCAUACUGUGGCGAAGAUUCCAGAAAUGGAAAACUCAGUGGUCUCACCUUCUAAUUCAGGAUCAUUAGAAGAUCAGAACACCAUAGGCACAACUGGUCGCAAAAUUGUCUCAGGGGAAAACAGUGUUUAA